CCAGCCCAUACCAACCCCAUUCCAAACCCCACCUACAGACUGACUUACUGACUGACUUGAGAAUUGUGGGAUCCUCACACCCCUCCUUAUAGCUUUGCCGACAUCCUGGAAUACCAUACUCCUCAAUAUAGGAAUCUCUCAUCUCCACCUGCGCCUUGUUAAUCCGAGUGUAGUAGUAGGUCUUUGCACCUCCCCUUCAAUUCAUUCUCCCAACCAUUCUAUACAUUCUCUUCUUCUUUCUUCUUUCUUCUUUCUUCUUCUUCUUCCUCUCUCUCUUUCCCCUUUUUCUUCUUGUUUUAUUUCAUUAUUAUUACAAAAAUCCUAGUGCUGUGAUUUGCUACUGAUUUCAUUCUUUCAUGCACUUGUUCCUUGACUUACGUACUAGUUACUAGUAGGAGCACUCCACUAAAAGCGCUUUAAAAUGUCAACAAGUGAUAUAGUCAUCCCAUAAUUGCUCAGCUCAACUCCCUCGUCUGUCUGUUGAGUUUAUCAAAGUUGAGGAAAGAAGAAAAAGAAGAAGGUAUGCACCGUUGCGGCUCUCAUGGGAACAUGGUGGGGCCAUGCUCUUGCGGCAGUUCCUUGUCUAUUUUAUUCGCUCCAUUGCCAAACAAGAUUAGCAAUCCCACCCAAACACCAGAUACCGACCCUUUGGCUUCAUCGUCUAUGGUGGAUUGCACUCUUUCUCUAGGAACGCCUUCGACACGCCAAACACAAGCCAUCUCCCAACGCUCCUCCUCCUCCUCCUGCAUGUCUCAUUUGUGCUGGGACAUGUUCCAUUCAAAGCAACCCCCAUUAUCAAGUUGUCAAAAGAGUGGAGGAGCUCGACCCAGCAGCAGCAGCAGCAGCAGCAGCAGCGUUGGCGACACUCGACUCGCUGCUCCUCGGAGGUGCGCCAACUGCGACACCACCUCUACACCCCUGUGGAGGAAUGGACCCAGAGGCCCAAAGUCCCUUUGUAAUGCAUGUGGAAUUCGUUACAAGAAGGAAGAAAGGCGUGCCACCACCUCAGCAUUGGAGACACCACAGCAGCAGCAGCAGCACCACUUGAUCAAUCACCACCAAUGGACCUAUGCCGCACAGCCGCAGAGACCAGCCACCGCUCUCUCCCCAGCUGAAUUCAGGCUCAUCGAAGAUGACGGCCAUGAUGGAGACUCCUCCCCUUUCCUUUCAUGGCGUCUCAGCGUCCCUCCUCCGCCACCCGACUUCCCCGUACAGUACACAUGACCUCAUCUGGGCUGCUUCACCAACCAACACCACCAUCUUCCCUUUUAUUACUAGUAGCUUCUUUUCUUCAAAUCCUCUCUCUAUCAAUGUAUUGGAUUUGAUGCCGAGUAAAAAUGCGAUAAUUCCUAGUUUAACUUGCUCACUUGAAAAAAAAAAAAUACACACAGAUAUUCUGUUUGUUUAUUCUCGCUUUUUUAGUCGUCGUUCGCUCCA
Messenger RNA from Magnolia sinica, 1437 nucleotides. RefSeq names its product GATA transcription factor 18-like. Gene Ontology annotation, molecular function: DNA-binding transcription factor activity; zinc ion binding; sequence-specific DNA binding. The transcript has 2 exons. The record is from RefSeq and is a predicted model, not a curated record. Gene Ontology annotation, biological process: flower development; regulation of DNA-templated transcription. The coding region runs from base 523 to 1224 and encodes 233 amino acids. Lineage: Eukaryota; Viridiplantae; Streptophyta; Magnoliopsida; Magnoliales; Magnoliaceae.